AUGGACUCAUUCCAAAAGUUAAUCUCAGAUUGGAAGAUUGAGGAUGAAGUUAAUCAUACUCUAACAACCAAAAAUUCUGUUUCAAGUGGAGUCUGUCAGGACUCAGGGGAAAGCUUGCACUUCAAAGAGAUUGGGAAGGAUCUACCUUGGAAUCAGAUGGGAAUUAGGAAAUACCUUCACCUUCAGGAAUUCAUGAUCAAGAAUGCCCAUAAUAUAGAUCAAGUUUUACCAAUAUGGAAAGGACUAGUAAAGGGAAUGUCAAGUGAACAACCCAAGAAAGACUUCCCAUCUGAAGAAAUAGGAUCCAAAGGGGUAGCAAACCCUCCAGAUGAAUAUCCAUUAUUGGAUCUAGACAGAGAUGCAAUUGACAUUAUAAGGGAAAAGGUGCUAGUUGGUUUUUUGGGUGGAAUUUUGGAUGAUAUAAAUUCAUUCCAAAUAGAAGAGAUAAUAGAAAGAUUUAGAUUGAGGGAUGAGGCAUCAGCCUUGGAAAUUCAAGAUAAAAUUCCCAAAUUUCUCCAAAUACUUUUUGAUUCAGCAUUCAAAACAGCUGAUUACAUGUACAAAAAACACUUGAUAUCGGCAGAAACUUUGAGGGAUUUUAUUGGGCAUAAAGAUACAAUGGAACUUGCUGCAGUAAACAUGAUCAAAAUCUUCAACAUUCAUUAUGAAAAGGAACUGUCAGGAGGAGAUUCAAGUAUUUAUACUAUGCUCAGAAACUGGAAACUUUCUCAUUACAGGACUUUCCUUGAAGGCAGUAUUUUGUGA
Molecule: messenger RNA, 765 nt
Organism: Puccinia graminis f. sp. tritici CRL 75-36-700-3
Lineage: Eukaryota; Fungi; Basidiomycota; Pucciniomycetes; Pucciniales; Pucciniaceae
Exons: 2
Coding region: 1-765 (254 amino acids)
Source: RefSeq, a predicted model, not a curated record